Molecule: messenger RNA, 3044 nt
Organism: Vombatus ursinus (common wombat)
Lineage: Eukaryota; Metazoa; Chordata; Mammalia; Diprotodontia; Vombatidae
Product: myo-inositol 2-dehydrogenase-like
Exons: 11
Coding region: 554-2293 (579 amino acids)
Biological process (GO): NADPH regeneration
Cellular component (GO): cytoplasm
Molecular function (GO): nucleotide binding; oxidoreductase activity
Source: RefSeq, a predicted model, not a curated record
UCUUCCUUUCCUCCCUCCCACUCUUCCUUCUUUCCUUCUCUUCUUCUUUCUCUUGGGAAAAAGGAGAAAGACCAGUAGCCCCCUUCUUGCCUCUCAGGAUUCUCCAAUCCAAUGGUGGACCGUAUGCCCUGGGGGGGGGAGAAGGGGAAGGGAGCCAGACAAGUACACUCUUCCACAUUGACCCCCAGUUCCACAGUGGAUGCCCCUUCUCUUUAAAAGUCACUCUGCUCUCUCCUCACUGACACAUCAGCCACCUCUCUGUGAUAGAUUUUACUCCCAAAGAAAAUCUCUUGCCCCAGCCCCUGGGUCCCUGUCAAAGACUGGGAGCCAGGACCGUGGCUUGUGCUCCUUUCACUGAGCCCUCCAUGCCAGUAGUUUUCUGCACAGCUUGUGGAUACUCUGGCCUUUACCAACUGAAUGGCUCCCUUCCUCUGCUUUGAGUGUUAAGUGCGGUCCCUGGUCUCUGAUAAAGUAGGGCAGAGAGCCUAAUUUUUGUCCUGGAGUCCUGGUGACCCCUUAACUUUCUUACAUUCCCUGCCCCCCACCUCCCAUCAUGGGCCGAAAGAAGAAGACUUUACAUGACUAUGCAGCUGAGUUUACAGACCUGGGGGUAAAACGGCAUGUGAUUGAACACAGUGAGUCUGGGGGCACCUCUGUGGUAGAGACUCUAUACUGCAAAUCCUGUGAGCUGCCCAUGAGGGUGAGGAGGGACCGCAUCCUGGAGCACCUGUCCUCUGGCAGGCAUUAUAGGAACCGUCACCGCAUGAAGCAGCGUGGAGGCCAAACUCCCAUCUUUAUAUCAGCAGCCUCAGACCUGAGUAGCCACCUCCCUGUACAGGUUGAUCCUCCUCCAGCCUUGCUUUCUCAGCCUCCCUAUGUUUUCCCAGGCGUUCCCUGCCUUACCAGUACCAGUGCCAGCAUGGUGCCUUCACCUCCUUCCUACCACAGAGCUUUGCUCCCUGCCCACCUCAGUGCUAUCAGCUCCACAACCAGUGCCGUGCCUGUCAGAGAAGACCAAACUCCAUCUACCUCCACCAACCACCCUUCUGCAUUCACGACUCUUCACGUGAAAAGCCCCGCCGUCCCCUCAGAACAGAAUAGCCAAAGGCUUAUUGUUUCAGAAGCAUCCAGCAGUGUGGCUUCUGGAAGCGGAGUAGGAUGGCUUCUUAGUGAUGGGGCUUUGGGAAGCAGCCUUGGCCUUGCUCUCUUUGGUGUAGGCUCUGGGAACAAGGCAUUGUUUCAGAGCUUAGUGGAAGAAGACAGCUGCUGCCUGCUCUACGUGGUUGAAGAUCAGCUGUCAGAUGUCGAGCAGGCCUUCAGAUCAGACCAUUUGGUGAACACCCGCGUGCUUCGGGAGCAAGAUGCCAACAUUGUACUUAAUGAUCAGCGUGUCUCUGGAGUCAUUAUCUGUUCACCCCCUGAAGCAGCUUCUGAAAUUGUGAUGGGUGCAUUGAGAGCAGGAAAAGGCAAAGGUGUGUUUUGUGAGAAACUCCCUAGUUUGGAUAGACAGAUUGCUGAGAUGUGUUUCGAUGAAGCUAACAGAUGUGGGAAACCAUUAGUCUGUGGAUUCUACAAGCGUUUUGAUCCAGCUUUACAAUUCUUGUACCAGAAAGUCGGUGAGAGCCGCGCGCUAGGGAGGAUACAUCGGAUAGCAGUCGUUAGCAGCAUCUAUCCACCAGCUUCUCCCAGUUUGCUAAGGAAGUCAGGUGGGAUCUUUUAUAACGCUGCUGUGCAUGACGUGGACAUCGUCAGUCUCUUGUUGGGAGAGAGUGUUCCAGACACAGUCUUUUCUUUGGGUCAUGCGUUCUGCUCAGAUGUGGCCUCUUUGAAAGAUGCAGACAGUGUCAUGGUCAGCAUGAAGUUUCCUAGUGGGGCCAUUGUUAGUUUGGAUAUCAGUCAACACUGCACCAAAAGCUGUGACCUGAGAGUGGAGGCUCAGAACCUAGAAAAAGUUUGCUUUCCUAUGAGAUUAUUAUUGUCAGUAUUGCAAAGAUCUCUAAGACUGGCGGACUUCUUAGGGGUUCAUGGUUCUCAAGGAACUUUACGGGUCGAUAAUCAGAAUCCCUUGGGGAUUACUGAGCGUGGAACCUCCGUGUCCAUAUACUCACACACACAUGUCGAUCGGUACCAAGAAGCAUAUAGAGGACUCUUUCGACACUUUCUCAGAACCCUUAAAGGAAAAGAACCCCCAACUGUCCCCAAAGAACAGUUUCUCUGGACCAUUCAGGUGGCUGCAGCAGCUGAGCAAUCCUGGCGGAAUGGGUCAGCUGUCGACUUCAGCAAUGAAGGUUGAGAUAUAAAUGCGAUGUCGGUUAUCAAGAUGGAAAUACUGUGAAGAGGGAAUAACUGACUUAAGUUUUGCUGAAGAAGACAACCUUAUACCUAUUUCCAUUUUCAUUAAUUUAAAAAAAUUAAUUGCAGUGUUUUGUGACUUUAUUUUCACUGGAAACCAUGAGCUGGGAACUUUGGGGAAAUGUGUGUAUAUGGUAAUGGUGUAGCAAGUAAUUUUCUUAGGAUGUUGUAUUAGGCCCAAAAAUGAAGCUUGAAAGGCAUCAUUCUGUUAGUGUGUAUUUUUCCUUGUGUUCGAAGGAGGCAUUUAGGUGAGAAAGGCUGACAUUUUGUUUUUAAAGAACACGUAUGCAUUAUCCAUCCUGAGAAACAUACCAGCCAUUUACUUCCCACACUGUGGCAACAAAACAUGCUUCUGUGAAAAUAGGUUUGUUGCCCCCGCAUGGAUAUGUGGUCUGUUUUGGGGGGCGAGGGCGGGGAGGAAGGAUGGAGUGAUGCUCCUUUUUCUUUUGAGACGGGGUGGGACAAACAGUCUAAGAUAGGGCUCUUUUCCCCCUCAGACAGUCAAAUCUAGAUGAGAUUGUGUAUAAAUGUUACAGAAAAAGAUAGUGCCUUCCAAAAUGGGCCACUCUGCUUUAACUCAAGUUUGGGGUUAUCUUUUUUAUUCUUAUGUCAGACUUACUGCAGAUGUUUUUAUAUAUUUGAAGAUUCUUGUCUGUAAUUUCUCAUAUCCUACUUUUUCAAAUAAAAGUAAG